This is a messenger RNA of Dimorphilus gyrociliatus, 1420 nucleotides long. Lineage: Eukaryota; Metazoa; Annelida; Polychaeta; Dinophilidae. The record is from the annotation of a GenBank genome assembly.
ACCUUUUGCAAUUUUUUUCCGGUAAUUUCAUACGUGGAGUAAUUUGAGAAGCUUCGUUGACUUGUUAACUACUAGUUGCUGAAGUCUUUAUGUGACAAUAAAUUGACAUACCAUUCAUUUUUUGUGUUGUUGAGAGGUGUUGCCAACAAUUUCGUUAUAAAUAAAAGAUAUGGGUAAAGAGAAGAAGAAAAGUCAAUGGGGGAAGAAUGUAGUUUUAUUGAUGGUGGUGGCAGUAUCAGCUGUAGCCGUCGGUGCUUUCUACAACCUAGGGUCGAGUAAUACCUUUACAACAGAAACAAGGAAAAUGAGAGAGGUUGUUGAAUCAUUUGAGCAAACUGUCAAAAAAUCAAAACAACAAGCGACAAAUGAGAAGAAAGUAGCAGAUAGUAAGCUAAAAUUCGAACCAGAGAAGGAGAAAAUAGAACGAAGUGAAGAUAUUGGUGUUGAUAAACAAAAUACCAUAAAAAAAGAGUCCGUAUCAGUUCAAACUGAAAAAAAGACAGUAAAAGAUUCAAAGCCAAAUUCUAAAGAAGAUCCAAUGACAAAGCCAAUAAAUGUUAUAAUAACAUUUACAAAAGCCGGUUAUAAUAUAAGAUUACAACAGAAAUUUAGGCUAACUGUCUCAUCUCUAUUGGAACAUUCAAAAGCUUUUGUUAAAUUACAUAUUCUAGGAGAUCCUGAGAGUCAAGUUUUAGGUGCUGAAAUAAUUGAACAGGAAUCGAAAAAGACUAAAAACGAUAAAUUUGAGCUAAUCAAACUCGAUAUUGAUGACGUCAUAGCGAAAUUAAAUGAAAUUGUUCUUCCAAUGCAAGAUCAUUUUAGCUCAAAGUCUGGUUCAUAUUAUAGCGACGCUCUAUUCUUCUUAUCGAUAGCUAUUCAUAGAAUUCUACCACAAAGCUAUGAUAAAAUCAUAAUGCUGGAUUCAGAUUUGAAAUUCGUUUCAGAUAUUGGAGAAUUGUACAAGUUAUUUAAUGAAUUUAAGAAAGAAAAUUUGAUAGGGAUCGGUUAUGAUUUACAGCCGGUCUAUAGGCAUACAUUCUGGGAGUAUAGAAAUAAGAACCCCGGAACAAGAGUUGGUGAACCGAAACCUGAGGGAUUACAAGGUUUUAAUAGCGGUGUGCUACUGAUGGACUUGAAUAAAUUACGUGCGUCAACUCUCUACAAUUCUUUACUAAAUAAGAAAUCCAUGACUGAAUUGACAAAAGAGUUUCUCUUCCAAGGACAUUUAGGGGACCAAGAUUUCUUUACUCUGUUAAGCAUGAAAUAUGAAAAUUUGUUUUAUGUUCUACCUUGCGGAUGGAAUAGGCAAUUAUGCGAAUGGUGGAAAGAUAAGGGAUACGAAAGCGUUUGGGAUAGUUAUUUCUCCUGUGAUACUCCUACUCAUAUUUAUCAUGGAAAUUGCAAUACACAAAUUCCAUAG